Messenger RNA from Vanessa atalanta (red admiral), 3191 nucleotides. It is a transcript of the gene Rala, whose product is annotated as ras-related protein Ral-a. The coding region runs from base 359 to 1039 and encodes 226 amino acids. The transcript has 5 exons. Gene Ontology annotation, biological process: Ras protein signal transduction. The record is from RefSeq and is a predicted model, not a curated record. Gene Ontology annotation, cellular component: plasma membrane. Lineage: Eukaryota; Metazoa; Arthropoda; Insecta; Lepidoptera; Nymphalidae. Gene Ontology annotation, molecular function: GTP binding; GTPase activity; GDP binding.
ACAGUUUCACGCGCAUUGUCUUACGAUUCACACGUGUAACUGCACGCUUUACGACCCGGUUCCGCAGACAUUCCACGGUUACACAGUUACAGUUAGAUCGAUGAGUGUCACAGUACGAUAGCACCGCGGCUUGUGACUCACAUCUGUGAUUGAUUUUCCGCGAAUUUCCCUCGAAGUUUGUGAGGAAAGUUGCUACUUCUCAGUUCAUGUAUGUUGACAUAUUUGAAAAGCUGAGAUUCUGUACUAAAAGAGCCUCUUGUUCAUCUUUGUCUGGUGGUAAAUUAGUUCAGUGAUAACAUAGAAUGAAAAUGCUUGAGGGAUAUUUCUCCUGCUCUCAGGAGUCAGUAACUCCUUAGUAAUGUUCUCUGCUAUUACUUAUGAACUAUCAUCAAAAUUUUUGGAAGAACAUAAGUGCACACGAUUGCUGGGCUCCGCGAUGUCGAAGAAGCCGGCGGCGCAGCCCACGCUGCACAAGGUGAUCAUGGUGGGCUCGGGUGGCGUGGGCAAGUCGGCGCUUACGCUGCAGUUCAUGUACGAUGAGUUCGUAGAGGACUACGAGCCGACUAAAGCUGAUAGCUACAGGAAAAAGGUCGUACUAGACGGCGAGGAGGUGCAGAUAGACAUCCUCGAUACAGCGGGACAAGAGGACUACGCCGCCAUACGGGACAAUUAUUUCCGUUCCGGGGAGGGUUUCCUCUGUGUCUUCUCGAUCACUGAACCGGAGAGCUUCGACGCCACGCAGGAGUUCAGGGAGCAGAUCCUGCGGGUGAAGAACGACGAGAACAUCCCGUUCCUGCUGGUGGGCAACAAGUCGGACCUGGGCGACAAGCGGCGCGUGCCGCUGGACGCGUGCCGCGAGCGCGCGCAGCUGUGGCAGGUGCCCUACGUCGAGACCUCCGCCAAGACGCGCGACAACGUCGACAAGGUGUUCUUUGACCUGAUGCGCGAGAUCCGCUCGCGCAAGUCGGACGACAGUCGCGCGACCAACGGUGACGUCAAGCGGACGAAGCGCAGGAAAAUCAAAUGCAACAUUUUGUAGGGCGGCGCCCGAGCGGAGUCUCGGGGCUGCGCCCCCCGCGCGCCCUGACGGUGUGCUCUGCGGCGACCGCGCCUGGUGCUGGAGGGUCGCGUCGGGUGAGGUUCAUGAUGCCUCUCGGAGCCGUGCCGGGACCGUUAUGAACGGAAUCCGAUACAAUAUUUGUUAUAACAUCGCGCUUGCAUGUUACUUUACGGUGAUGUCGUUCUAUAUCGGAAUAGACUUCGAUUUUUUAUUCACACGGUACACCAGACUAUAAAGAGUCCAUUUUGUAUUUUAACAAUAGAUAUAUUCACAGUUCUGAAAGAUCUCGCCGCAAUGUAAUGGCCUUAAAAUGAUUCGAAUUAUUAAUCUCAAUUUACAUGUAAUUUUCUACUUUGUAUGAAAGUAGUGUUAUGUUGUGGUCGCCAGAGUGUCCUGGGGACGGUACUCGUUCGUUUUAAGCCCACAGAAGAUGUUUCGAUUCAAUUAUACUUAACGUUUAAGUGCUAUACUUGUUUUGUAAAGCUGUCACGUAUUGAAGUUUAGUGUUUAAAGAAACGAAAGAGUUAUAAUAUAUUUAUCUAAAAGGAUUUGUAGAAAAAAAAAACUAACUUAAUUUACCUAUAUAGUUUUCGUACCAGAAAAAUAUGCCAAAAAGUUUUAAACCUUUUCUCAAUGAAUAUACGAACCCAACGAAAUCACCAAUAAAUCAUAUUAUUUCUUUAAACACUAAAUAGCUUAUGCACUGCUCACGGAUUGAUGGUUUAUUAUAAUUUAUUGCUUCAUAUAUUUAGAAUUUUGGCUUCAUUACACGAACACCGCGUGUUCGUACGCAGAGUGCGGGCUCGUGCGGGCGACAGUGCCAACAUAGCUUCUAGCAUUGCUUCUAGCAUUGGUAUCCGUUAAAAAUAUUGUUUUAUUGUGUAGUGGAGCCAUGAUAUUAUUAUUUCCUUUGAUUAUGUUCUUGCAUUUGUGGUAUCCUUUAAUCGUCGCUUACUUAUAUAAUAGAUGUAAAUGUUGUAUGUGUGUGCGUGCGCCCGACGUGCCGGCCAUUUUGAAUAUUUCGAGCUGCGAUCGCUCGCACAAUCGUCAGUGCGGUUGAGUGAUAGUUUUGUAUUACGACUCUUUAUAUAAUAAAUAUUUAGUUUAAAUUUAAUUUUAAAAAUUUUGUGUUCCAAAUUAUGAACUGAAAUACUUUAGCGAUAUCAUUUUAUCGUUAGUAAUUAAAUGUAAAUGUGAAUGAAAUAAAAACUUUCGCUGGAUUUACAUUAGGAUGAAGUACUCGUAGUUAUUUUUAAGAUUAAAACAAGAUUAUUAUUUAUUGUAUUUAUAAAAUGACGGGACACAAAAUUAAUUUUAUUUUCUAUUAGAAAUUUUGUACGUGAAUUGUACGCAUUUUGUCUGAUAUUUGGCUUAAUUAAAAUUACACAAAUUAAUUGUUUAAUCUUGUCUGUCUAUAAUAUAUAUGUAUAUAUAUUCAUAUAAAACAUACCCCUCAUAUAAUAAUUGUGUAUAAAUAAAAUAUUCAUCCGAAGGUCCAGUCUGUGAAGGCUGAAACUGCCAAAACAUACUCUAAUGUAAUUGAAUAAAGUUUAUUCUCCUUCAACCGAACGCGUAUCGAACAUUUAUUCAUGAAUCACAUAAUAUGUAUUCCUCACUUAGACAGAUGUAAAGACAAUUGUUAGGCGUGCGUUUGAUGGUUUUGUAUAUUGUAUAGUACAUGGCUGAGUUUACACUUGUGGUCCUAUUCUUUGAUAGACUUGUAUAUUUUAACCAAGGCUUUUAAAUUAUAGAGAUCCUAUAUGGUUAUUUCUAAACUAAAACCGAUACAGUUCAGGCUUAGCUAUAGUUGAUCUAGAAUUGCAAUAUUUCAUCGGUUCUAUGUACAGUAAUAUGAACCUUAAGUUGUUAUAAUAAAGUUCAAAUAACGAUAAACAGUAUAUGAUUUAUUUGGUAUUUGUUCUAAUCAACGAGUGUAAACGAAGCUAUUUCUCAAAAUAAAGACUCGACGGUGUUAAAUAGAUUCCUAAAGAUACUUAAAGAAUUCGUCGCUAGAUGUCCUAUAGGUUACUUAGAUGUAUGGUAUACCAAAAUGUAUGUAUGCGAUGUAUAUCAGACUCCCACAGAUAAUUUAUAAUGAAAAGACAAGCAAAAAUUAUACUGAUUUGCAAGA